Molecule: messenger RNA, 1918 nt
Organism: Vombatus ursinus (common wombat)
Lineage: Eukaryota; Metazoa; Chordata; Mammalia; Diprotodontia; Vombatidae
Product: cytochrome P450 27C1
Exons: 9
Coding region: 1-1677 (558 amino acids)
Biological process (GO): glucocorticoid biosynthetic process; cholesterol metabolic process; cortisol metabolic process
Cellular component (GO): mitochondrial inner membrane
Molecular function (GO): monooxygenase activity; heme binding; iron ion binding
Source: RefSeq, a predicted model, not a curated record
AUGGCUCUCUUUACCAAGAUCUUGAAAGCCCACUACCAGCCAGCAUUAAUGCCUGAAUGGAAGGGGAUUUUUGAUCGCCUCGUUUUUGUCAGCAGGUUUCACCAGCUGCCCAAACUUUCUGGCAGCCAGAGCCUGGAGGUACGGAAUAAUGCUGCAGGCACAGCAGCUGAGGACAAAGAAGAGGAGGAGACGGUGGCGGCAGGGCUAGGGGAGGUCCGGCCGGCCACCCCGCAGCAACAUCAUCCCAAGGUAAAGACCCUGGAGGAAAUGCCAGGGCCCAAAACCCUGGCUAACCUGGUGGAAUUCUUCUGGAAGGAUGGCUUUAGCCGCAUCCACGAGAUCCAGCAAAAACACACAUUGGAAUAUGGAAAAAUCUUCAAGUCUCACUUUGGUCCUCAAUUUGUAGUAUCUAUUGCAGACAGAGACAUGGUGGCUCAGGUUCUCCGAGCUGAGGGAACCACUCCGCAGAGAGCCAAUAUGGAGUCCUGGCAAGAGUAUAGGGACUUACGAGGGAGAUCUACUGGGCUUAUUUCUGCGGAAGGGGAGCAGUGGCUAAAGAUGAGAAGCAUAUUGAGACAAAAAAUUUUGAAACCCAAAGAUGUGGCCGUUUUUUCUGGAGAAGUCAACCAAGUUAUUGCUGAUUUGAUUAAAAGAAUUUACAUCCUCAAGAGCCAGGAAGCAGAUGGAGAAACUGUGACUAAUGUUAAUAAUCUUUUCUUCAAAUACUCAAUGGAAGGAGUGGCUACUAUUCUUUAUGAAUGUCGUUUGGGAUGCCUGGAAAACAAUGUCCCCCAGCUGACUGUGGAGUACAUCGAAGCAUUGGAGUUGAUGUUUAGUAUGUUUAAGACCACCAUGUAUGCAGGAGCUAUUCCCAAAUGGCUUCGCCCAUUUAUCCCUAAACCCUGGAAAGAAUUCUGCAGAUCCUGGGAUGGACUCUUCAAAUUUAGCCAGAUUCAUGUUGACAAUAAGUUGAAGCACAUUCAGUCCCAACUAGAUAAAGGAGAAAGCAUAAAAGGAGGACUACUUACACACCUCUUAAUUAGCAAAGAGCUAACAUUAGAAGAGAUCUACGCUAACAUGACUGAAAUGCUCCUGGCUGGAGUUGACACAACUUCUUUCACUUUGUCCUGGGCUGCAUACCUUUUAGCAAAACAUCCUGAAGUUCAGCAAUCAGUGUAUCAUGAGAUCAUUAAAAACUUGGGAAAGAAACAUGUUCCAACCGCAGAGGAUAUUCCCAGAGUACCACUCAUCAGAGCUCUGCUCAAGGAAACCCUAAGGUUAUUUCCAGUUUUACCAGGAAACGGUAGAGUAACCCAAGAAGAUUUGAUUAUUGGAGGGUAUCUAAUUCCAAAAGGAACUCAACUAGCUCUAUGUCAUUAUGCUACAUCUUAUGAAGACGAAAAUUUCCCAAUGGCAAAGGAAUUCAAUCCUGAGCGCUGGCUGAGGAAAGGAAAUAUGGACAGAGUAGACAACUUUGGUUCUAUUCCCUUUGGUUAUGGCCUCCGCAGCUGUAUAGGAAGGAGAAUUGCAGAACUAGAAAUUCACCUUGUAAUGAUACAGUUGCUUCAACAUUUUGAGAUCAAAUCUUCUCCUCUAACUAAAACAGUUCAUGCAAAAACCCAUGGGCUUCUGACACCUGGAGAGUCCAUCAAUGUGCGAUUCGUUACCCGAAAAUGAGACUUGCUUUUUUUAGGAUGGCUUUAGCAGAUCCAGCGUGGAAACUGGCUUAUGUCUCCCUGAUGUAGGCCAGAGGCUCUUUUGUGUCGCUGAUCACUUGUGGAGAAUAAGUAAAAGGAUCAUUUCCAGAGACUGCUUGAUUAUAGAAAGACCUACAAUUUUCUAUUCUUUGCACAAAAGAGAACUACAAAUCUUUAUAUGGCGUGAUGUAAAAGAAAAUUUAUAUUUUACCUUUUCUUUU